AUGGUAAUGUCUCCCAUUAUUCUUCACAUUAUUCUCAUCUUCCUUCUCUGCUCGACUUGCUGCGGAAACGGUGAUCUUGAAGCGCUGCUGAAGCUGAAAGCCUCCAUGAUCGGGCCGAAAGGUUCCGGCCUUGACGAUUGGAAAACGACGUCGUUGUUGUCUCCCUCGGCUCAUUGUGGUUUUGCUGGUGUCACAUGCGACCGGGAUUUUCGAGUGGUGGCUCUCAACGUGUGCGGUCUGCCUCUUUUCGGCAAAGUCGGGGUUGAGAUUGGGCUCCUCACUAAGCUCGUGAACCUCACAAUUGCCGACAACAACUUCACGGGAAAGCUUCCGGAGGAGAUUGGUAACCUCACGGCUCUGAGGCAUUUAAACAUUUCCAACAACUUGUUCUUCGGGAAAUUCCCCGGAGGAAUCACGCAGCGGAUGAUGGAGCUGGAGGUCUUAGACGCCUACAACAACAACUUCACCGGCCCACUCCCUGUCGAGCUCGUCGACCUCAAAAAUCUCAAGCAUCUUCAUCUGGGCGGGAACUACUUCACCGGCCCGAUUCCCGAGAACUACUCCGACAUUCUGAGCUUGGAGUAUCUGGGCCUCAACGGAAUCGGGCUCACCGGAAAGUUCCCGGCCAGUCUGUCACGUUUGAAGAAUCUGAAAGAAAUGUACGUCGGCUACUUCAACUCUUACGACGGCGGGAUUCCGCCGGAGUUAGGGUCGUUGAGUUCGUUACGGGUUCUCGACAUGGCUAGCUGUAAUCUCACCGGCACCAUUCCAAUUAGCCUCAGUAAUUUAAAGCACUUGCACUCUCUGUUUCUUCAAAUUAACCAGCUCACCGGUUUCAUACCUCCUCAACUCUCUGCCCUCACUAGCCUCAUGUCUCUUGAUCUUUCCAUAAACCUUCUCACCGGAGAGAUACCGGCGACAUUCUCGGAGUUGAAGAACAUUACCCUCAUCAAUCUGUACAAGAACAAUCUCUAUGGCUCCAUUCCCAGAUUCGUUGGCGAGUUUACUCAUCUUGAGGUGCUUCAGAUAUGGGAGAACAACUUCACUUACGAGCUGCCGGAGAAUCUCGGCCGCAAUGGGAGGCUGAAAGAUCUGGACGUUACUGGGAACCACUUCACGGGGUUGAUUCCUAAGGAUUUGUGCAAGGGAAGGAUGUUGAGGAAUCUGAUACUGAUGGAUAAUCACUUCUUUGGCCCCAUUCCUGAAGACCUCGGCCAGUGCAAGUCGCUCAUCAAGAUUAGGAUGAAUCGAAACACACUCACGGGGACUAUUCCGGCAGGGAUGUUCAGUUUGCCUAAUGCGAUUAUGAUCGAGCUCAAUGAUAAUUAUUUGUCUGGCCAACUUCCAGCGCAAAUGUCUGCAGGUUUACUCGGAAUCCUGGGACUUUCCGGGAAUCAAAUUUCCGGUGAAAUCCCACCGGCCAUUGGCAACCUGAAGAAUCUGCAGACAAUUUCUCUCGAAAUGAACAAUUUUUCAGGUGAAAUUCCGAUGGAAAUCUUCAAUCUGAAAUCAUUGGCUAAGAUCAACAUCAGCGACAACAACUUGAGCAGUAGAAUUCCGGACACAAUUUCUCAAUGCUCCUCCCUGACUUCUGCUGAUCUUAGCAGAAACAAAUUGGUUGGAGAAAUUCCCAAGGGAAUUGCAAAGCUGAAGGUUCUGAGCAUUCUGAAUUUCUCUCGAAAUCAUCUAACCGGUCCAAUUCCUAUGCAAAUCCGCAAUAUGAUCAGUCUCACAACUCUUGAUCUCUCCGAUAACAAUCUCAGCGGCAAACUCCCAUCCGGUGGUCAAUUUCUGGUGUUCAGCAACUCGUCCUUUGCCGGAAACCCCUUGCUCUGUUAUCCACACAGUGUGUCAUGCCCGGCUGUUCGAGCCCACAAGUCAUUUGGUACCUCCAGGGUGGCUCUGAUCAUAAUUGGACUCUCUACCAUUCUGCUAUUCCUACUGAUCACAGUUUACAAAAUGAAAAGGACAAAGUUUCAGAAAUCCAUGGCUUGGAAGCUGACCACAUUCCAGCGGCUGGAUUUCAGAGCAGAGGAGGUGCUGGAGUGUUUGAAAGAUGAAAACAUCAUAGGCAAAGGCGGUGCCGGAGUAGUCUACCGCGGCUCCAUGCCGGACGGCGUUGACGUGGCAAUCAAACGGCUAGUGGGGAGGGGAACAGGACGAAACGAUCACGGAUUUUCCGCCGAGAUAAAGACAUUAGGACGAAUCCGGCACAGGAAUAUCGUUAGGCUGUUGGGGUUUGUGUCAAACAAGGACACGAAUUUGUUGCUGUACGAAUACAUGCCUAAUGGGAGCUUGGGGGAGGUGUUGCAUGGGUCAAAGGGAGGACAUUUGCAGUGGGACAGGAGGUACAGGAUCGCCGUGGAAGCUGCCAAAGGGUUGUGCUAUCUCCACCAUGACUGUUCUCCUUUGAUUAUUCACAGGGAUGUUAAGUCCAAUAACAUCUUGCUCGACUCCGACUUUGAGGCCCAUGUUGCUGAUUUUGGGCUCGCUAAGUUCCUUCAAGACGCCGGAGCUUCCGAAUGCAUGUCUUCCAUUGCUGGUUCCUACGGUUACAUUGCCCCAGAGUAUGCAUACACAUUGAAAGUGGACGAGAAAAGCGAUGUGUACAGCUUUGGUGUGGUUCUGCUGGAGCUAAUUGUUGGGAGGAAACCUGUAGGGGAAUUUGGUGAUGGUGUUGACAUUGUAAGGUGGGUGAGGAAGACUAUAUCAGAGCUCUCUCAGCCGUCGGACGCAGCAGCAGUGCUCGCGGUGGUGGAUCAUAGGCUCAGUGAAUACCCCUUGGCAGGGGUCAUACACCUGUUCAAGAUUGCAAUGAUGUGUGUCGAGGAUGAAAGCUCUGCAAGACCUACAAUGAGGGAAGUGGUUCACAUGCUCACUAAUCCGCCGCGCUCUGCUCCAAACCUACUCAACCUAUAGCAGUUUAGCUACAUUGGCGCUCUUCCACUUCGAUGCUUUUGAGUAAAUAAGAAGUCUGCAGAAAGUAAAAAUAAUUUUGUGCUGAGAGUGUAACAAAUGGUGUUCAACAACUGUUUUUGAUUGACAUGGCAGGACUUAAGAGAUUUGUUGGUUUUCUGCUUUUCGCGGAGAUUGAUCGGUUUUUCUUAUGUUCAUUGUAAAUUACUGGUUUCUGUGUUAAGAAAAAUGUAGUAUAAAUGUGUUGCUUUCCAG
Messenger RNA from Fragaria vesca subsp. vesca, 3171 nucleotides. RefSeq names its product receptor protein kinase CLAVATA1-like. Lineage: Eukaryota; Viridiplantae; Streptophyta; Magnoliopsida; Rosales; Rosaceae. Bases 1 to 2919 code for a protein of 972 amino acids. The record is from RefSeq and is a predicted model, not a curated record. Gene Ontology annotation, molecular function: protein kinase activity; ATP binding; protein binding. Gene Ontology annotation, biological process: protein phosphorylation. The transcript has 2 exons.